Molecule: messenger RNA, 1990 nt
Organism: Leptopilina heterotoma
Lineage: Eukaryota; Metazoa; Arthropoda; Insecta; Hymenoptera; Figitidae
Gene: Polr3C
Product: DNA-directed RNA polymerase III subunit RPC3
Exons: 8
Coding region: 283-1830 (515 amino acids)
Biological process (GO): DNA-templated transcription
Cellular component (GO): RNA polymerase III complex
Molecular function (GO): single-stranded DNA binding
Source: RefSeq, a predicted model, not a curated record
GACAAAAACACGUUUUUUGCUUUGUUUAUACUCUGCCACUCUGCAUUAUAAUUUCACAUAUUAAUUUUAAUAUUUAUUUAUUAUUUCAUUAAAUGUGGAAAUUAUAUUUUACUUUAGACUAGUUUUAUAAAAUUAUAAAUAAUUUGAUUGUAGUUUGUCAUUUAAUAAUAUGCAGAUGGUGCAGAUUUUAAAUACUACUAGUUUUUAGGUUAGGAAGUAAAAUUUUAUAAAUAUCGGUGAAUAUAAUUAAAGAGAAAAAUUAUUUUUCUUCAACAAAAAAAGAUGGAAUUACGAUCUCCCGUUUGUGGAAAAUUAUGCGGUGCAUUGUUACUUGAACACUUUGGUUCAAUUGUUCAAAAUGUGGCAAUGGACUUAUUUAAAAAUGGUGAAAAAUCUUUGAAUUCAAUUCGCAGUACCACUAAAUUACAAUUAUCAAAGAUUCAAGAGGCAUUAUGCGUUUUAAUUAAACUUGGAUUCGUUUCUUAUCAACAAAAUAGUAAAGGAAUUCUUAUGUACACCAUUGAUGUGGAGAAAAUUAUUUUAAUUUUAAGAUACUCCAGAUUUAUGUUCUUUGUAAAAGACAAUUGUGGAGAUGAGUCUGAAAUGUUGUUCGAAGAAAUUCUAAAACAUGGAUAUGAAACGGCUUCGAAUGUUAUAAUAAAAAUAUACAAGAGGCAACUGUGUAAUCGUCCCGAGAGACAAUAUUCGCUGCCAGUUCUGAAGGAGAAAUUCGAACUCCUCGUGCAAAAUCAGUUUUUAAUGCGAAGUGUUUGCUCGGAGAAGUGCAGCGACGAAGGACCAACAGAAAGACAGGACUUUAGUCUUCCCAACCUAGAUCUAAAAAGUUUGACUCUAAUGGCGAAGGGUGCCAAUGGUGAUCCAGGUGACGCUAAAAUUUACUGGCGUGUGAAUUACGAUCGAUUCGCACAAGAUCUUCGGGAUCAGCUUCUUAUUUCGGCAAUAACGAAACGAAUCGAUGCCAAUGCUGGUGAAUUAAUGCGAAGAAUGUUGUAUCAAAUGUAUUUACGUACAGCUUCCUGGGCCGAUACAUCGAAUCCAAUUCCAUUCACCGAAUUGCGAGAUGUCAUAAAGAAACUUGAAAGUCCGGGUCCUGGACUUAUUCAAUAUUUAGAUCAAUAUUUGCAUCUUAUAGAGGAAGAUUCCUGUCAGUUUAUAAGAAAAGUUGGUGACUCGAGUGGAGGACAAUUUAGCAUAAACAUGAAAGAAGCGAUCAAUCAAUUGGCAUGGGCGACAAUAGAAAAUAUUGUAAUGGAAAGAUUCGGAUCAAAAGCGGCUCGAGUGUUUAGAUUGAUACGAGCGCAAAAGUUCAUAGAGCAGGAGAAAAUACAACAAAUGGCAAUGACACCGGCAAAGGAAACAAAGCACAUUACGUACACUUUAUUGCAAGAAAAUUACAUUCAAUUGCAGGAGGUUAGAAAGCCGGGAGUUUCAGCAGCACCGAUGAAAACGUUUUUUCUCUUUCACAUUGAUUUGGAUCAAGUGGUGCGAAUGGCGAUUGAGCAUUGCUUUCAUGCCCUCCACAAUACCAUUCAAAGGCGAGAAUACGAAACUUCCACCAAUAAAAGAAUGAUUGAUAAGCAUUUGAAAAUUCAGACACUCACCGCCACAUUCAAAGAGAAGGGGGCUACACAGGAACAAUUGGAAGAGAUGGAGAGUAUGAUGACCCUGCCGGAGAAAACGCAAUUGGAAAAAGUGACAAAUCAAGUGAAACAAUUGGGUGUCAGUGAAUUGCAAAUUGACGACACUCUCUUUUUAUUGACAACAUAUUUGCGUUACAAUGAAAAGAAGAAAAAAGAAACGACAAAGUGAAUAUGUGGAUGGAUUGAUGAAAUGAAGAAACAAUGUUUUCAUUUAUAUAGGUAUUUAUUUAUAUGUAAUAAUAAUGAGUACGCUUGUAAAAUACAAACAACAAAGAGUACCUAGCUUUUAAAUUAUUAUAAUAAAUAUAAUGAUAUAUCUAUGUUUAUAA